CUCUCUCAGUCCCUUCCCCUUCCUCUCCAUUUUUCUGCCCCUCCUUCUCUCUCCCUCCCCGUCGGAGCCGGCGUAUCCCCGUCCACCCUCGCCCAUCCUCGACGGUCCGGGAGAUUGGCAGGUGCCCGGCCCAGUGAUGGCGGCCCGACCGGCCGUCGGGAACGCGGAGCCCUAAAGGCUGAGGAAGACGGUGGGCCGCCCCGAGCUGGGGGAGGGAAUGGUGGCGGAAUUGGGGCUUGCCGUCCUUAAGCCGAGCAGCGGGAAGCGGUUUGGCGGCCUUUCUGCAGCCCAGUGGCUGCCGGCAUCACCAUGAGCAACCCAGGCUUUGUCCAUGGAACCGAUACAGCUUUGCCAUCCACGUUCUUUAAUACAACUCUGCCUACCUACGAUUAUGGAUAUGGAACUUGGAACACUGGGACAAACAGAGGUUACGAGAGCUACGGUUAUGGAUAUGGAUACGGUCAGGAUAACACUACCAACUAUGGGUAUGAUUCCUUCUCUACCGAUAACUCCAGGGCCGCACUGAGUAACCGUGAUCUGUACAGAUCCGGCUAUGACUACAGUGAGAUUGAUCCUGGAAUGGAGAUGGCCUACCAAGGCCACUACGCUGCCUAUCGGGAACAGCUCCGACUUCGCAGUGCCUUUAGCCGGAGGGCCCAGGGUUGGGCCAGAGACCACCACCGCGCUAAUCGGCCCGUGGCCACGGACUUUGGGCCUGUGUGGGAUCAACGCUUGGGGGCUCAGGCCCACUGUGUUCCUGCCUCCUCCCGGCCCCCGUCCCUCUUCUCCCAGAAUAUCAUUCCCGAAUAUGGCCUGGUCAGGAGCAUGAGAGCAUCUUAUGGGAAGAUGUGCUUUGGCUUCAACAGUGGCCUGAAGCGGAUGCGGAGGACCUGGAAAACAUGGGGCAGCCCCGACUUCAGACCACAGAAGAAGAAGAAGAAGAAGAGAAAACAGUUUAACAGCCCUGAUGAAACAGACAGCAAAGCAACCAAUGGCUCAGACAACAGUGACUCUGAUAAUGAUGAGGGCAAUGAAGGGGAAGGAACUGAAACCUUGGAAGUCACAGACCUGAUUGAGAAGAGCUCUAAGGCAGAAGGAGAAGAUGAGGAGGAGGAGGGGAAAGAAGAUUGGAAAGCCGAUGCUGAGAGAGGAGUCCUGACAAUCCAGGAGGAGAUCAGUCAAAUAAAGCGCAAGCUGCAGGCCGGCAGAAAGAUCAACGAGAGGCAGAAGAAGCGGCAGCGGGACCGCUUGGUGGAAAGGAUCCAGUUCGUGUGCUCCCUCUGCAAGUAUCGAACCUUCUAUGAAGAUGAGAUGACUAGCCACUGGGACAGCAAGUUCCACAAAGAGCAUUUCAAGUUUGUCGGCGGGAAGCUGCCCAAGCAGACCGCUGACUUCCUGGAGGAGUACGUCAACAACAAAACCAAGAAGACAGAGGAGCGUCGCAGAAGCAUUGAGGACCUCAGUGGCGUAAUCCAGAAGAUCUAUAAAGAUCAAGACCUUACCCAAGAAAUCAGCCCGGAGCACUUUAUGAAGAAGGUGGAAGCGGCGCACUGUGCCGCCUGCGACCUCUUCAUCCCCAUGCAGCAAGGGAUCAUCCAGAAGCACCUCAAGACCACGGAGCACAACCGCAACCGCAGGCUAAUGAUGGACCAGUCAAAGAAGUCGUCACUAGUUGUAGCUCGCAGCAUCCUCAACAACAAACUCAUCGGCAUCAAGUUGGAACGGUAUCUCAAGGGUGAAAAUCCCUUCGCGGACGGUCCAGAUGACGAGAAGGGGCAAGAAGAAGGCGAGAGAGGUGAGAGCCGACUUGGUGGAAACAUGGAGAAAAGAACUGCCGCAGGGGAGGUGAAGAAUAAGAAGAAAGAGGAAAAGUAUAUCAAAGGGCAGGGCAGGGAGCCAGAGGAGGGAGAGGGAGUAGGAGCCAGGGAACUGACAACCGAGACCCAGGCCUUGGCUAAGGGGAGUAGUAGAGAAGAAUCUGCUUUAAACCACCCUUCGGAGGAGGAAUCCUGCAACAACAAAUGCGGAGGAUCCCAGGGCUAGACAGAGAGGUGGAAUGAAGAUGCUGUGACAUUACCUGGAGUGGAGCGGGAGAAAGCGAUCAUCACGUUUUGGACUGGAUAUUAAACUUUUUUUUUUAAGUACUCUCCGACACUUCUGGGCACCUGACUUGGUUUGCCAGUCUCUUCCUUGCGAUGGUUGUGGGAAGGCUUUGCUCUGCAAUUGUUCUGUGAAAUAGUGUUGGUUUUUUGUUUGUUUCGAUGUUUUAUUUUGCACCCCCAAACCUCAUCUUAUUAACUCAGUUUAGUGACCCCGGAGUUCUGAGGCUGCUUUUCCUCCAAGUACUUUCCUUCGGGGAACACGUGCAGAGGCCAGUGAGUGUUCAAUCAAUCAGUGGUGUGCAGAGGAUCUAGGGCAGAUUGAAACUUGGCAAAGACUUCGUUCCGGGAAACUCUUUAUAUAAAAUUUGAGUGGUUGGUUCUGUGUCUGAACUAGGAGUCCUCAUGUUGAAGGGAGAGAACUUUCUGAGGUCUUACUGGGCCUGUAAGAUCCCACUGGUAGCUUUGGAAGACAGUAAUACUGUGUUCCUUUUAACGCAAACGCUGAGGUCCACAUUGCAGUAUGUGUAAGUAUUCUUUUCCUGUAGGUGAAUGUUCUCAGCCAGACUGGAUAAAAGUACUACCUG
This is a messenger RNA of Tachyglossus aculeatus (Australian echidna), 2686 nucleotides long. It is a transcript of the gene AKAP8L, whose product is annotated as A-kinase anchoring protein 8 like. The transcript is spliced from 14 exons. Bases 310 to 2043 code for a protein of 577 amino acids. Gene Ontology annotation, molecular function: DNA binding; protein kinase A regulatory subunit binding. Gene Ontology annotation, cellular component: nucleus; nuclear matrix. The record is from RefSeq and is a predicted model, not a curated record. NCBI's taxonomy places the organism in Eukaryota, Metazoa, Chordata, Mammalia, Monotremata, Tachyglossidae.